This is a messenger RNA of Portunus trituberculatus (swimming crab), 2064 nucleotides long. RefSeq lists its product as uncharacterized. The record is from RefSeq and is a predicted model, not a curated record. Lineage: Eukaryota; Metazoa; Arthropoda; Malacostraca; Decapoda; Portunidae. Bases 469 to 2064 code for a protein of 531 amino acids. The transcript has 3 exons.
GUAAAAGAACAUAUGGGUGAGAAUAUAUCGAGGCAGCGAGGAAAAAUGGAGUAUGUCAAGAACGACGCAGAGACGACCGAGGCACGCAGUAAUCCAUCAAUAAAUCAAAUAGGCAUAGACAAGAAUAAAUAACCCAAUAGUAAUGUGACCAAGAAUAACUGAAAUCAAACAACACUCUUGCCUCCAUUAAAUCUAACGGAGGCAUUAUACGGUAAACAGAAUAAAAACUCAGUGUUAUGGUAUUAGAAGCACUGGCGCACUAAAGAGAGGAAGCCGUGGUGCCAGCAGGUUAGCAGGCUUAGAAACUGUUUGUUGUGAGAGAGGACGCAGUAUUGAGCCAGACAGUCAGACACUCUCCGGUCAAUCCCCAAGUAAGCUUCUCCACUCGUCUUCGCUGACCGAGUGUUCCCUCAGGAUGCAAAACCACACAAUGGCUGAGGCAGGAGUGGGGCCCACGACAACCCUACCAUGAACAGAUGGUCCAAUAACUACUACACCCAGUCAUCAAACAAAGAUCGCAGAUCUCACGCCAAACCCUCAGCCCCAGCCCUCAGCCGCUCACGCCGGGUUAGUCUCGCGAAGACUGGAAGUAAUGGCCACGUUACCUUGUGUGUGUUCCGCGUGGCAUACCUCACCCAGCUCACCCUGAAGUCCCACAUUGAGAGCCAGGGUGUGCAGGUACUCAACAUCGAGCAGGUCUCGCUCAGGGGUGCAGGCUACAAGUCCUUUGCAGUGACAGUAAAGGAGAAGGACGCGCCUAAAUUACUGGACAGGAGCUUCUGGCCCGGUUUGGUGUCCUGCAGGCCCUUACAGGAUGCUGACCCGUGGCAUAAUGAUGUGUUCAGCAGGAGACUUGCCCGAGAACCGCAUCGCCAUGACAGUCACUCGGAAAAAAGCCCCUGCCACAGCAGGAGGGUCAGCAGAGUGGGAGACACACGGCCCGGCUAUGUGGAGGACGAGCCAAGGACAGUCCAAGCUGCAGGUGCCCGGCCACAGAACAUUAUUGAAAAGAAGGCAAAAGUGAAUAACAAAACUAAUCCCAACAGAAUAAAGAAUAGUGAAAGACAGAAUGACAAAGAAUUACACAAACCAUUGAAGGAACGAAAGCAAAUCACCACAAAUGAUAAAAGACCCAAAACCACUACACAUAAGGGAAAUAAGUCAGUCAAAUUGCCAACAAACACAAUCAGAACAAAAUGCAAAAACAGUGAUGAAAAUUCCCUUAAGGAACAUGUUGUUGUUAAUAAAGCUGCACACAGAAAGACUCAGACAGUUGCUCAGAGAAGCUCCAGAACUAGAAAGCCAUACCUUGUAAAUUCUAGCGUCAGUAAGAACAGGAAAGCUAAGUCUGAUACUAGAUCUCGUAAGACAAGUAACAAAAAUGAGGGGAAGUCCAAUAGCAAAAUGAUAAAUGAUGCAAGAAUUCAACCAGAAAAGUCCAGUGUUAAUUCAGUCCCUUCUUCACAGGUGUCACCUCACCAUAUGACAUUCACUUCUAGUAAAAAAUAUAAAAAUGUUAACAGUAACACCAAUGAUGCACAUGAUAGCAAGUAUACUGUCAACAAACCACAGGCGAGACAGUCAAGCUGGACCACACCACUAAGGAGGCUGCUCAGUGUGUCCUCAGAGGAGGCACUCAGAAGGCUGCUGGGACCUGACUAUGACAGACUCCUCACUCAGUAUGACCUAACAGAUCAGGAGAUCUUCCUAGGUGUGAGGGUGCUGGCUCACAGUGCACGGGCUGAUGGGGGUCCAAAGAGACUAGAGCAACUGGUGUACAAGAUUUGUCAGCCUCAAGUUGUGUCUCUCAUUAAAGAGUUCACAAGGACAGUGGAAGAGAAGUACAAGGCAAGGGCUGAGAGGUACUUCUGGGAUUUGGGUGAAUUCCUGGAUCUGUACAUAGUUCACAAUAUCUUCCUUCAAGGUAUGCUAAGUUUAUUUACUACAUGCUUAUCCAAGAUUUUAGCUUUGAAUUACAGGAAGUAUGUGAGUGAUGAUCUAGUGAAGGUAUACAGAGGUAUGCACGCCAAAGUGUUUAAGAAUUUACCUCAAGGCUUAGCAUAG